Messenger RNA from Diaporthe amygdali, 210 nucleotides. RefSeq names its product ubiquitin-protein transferase. The transcript is spliced from 2 exons. NCBI's taxonomy places the organism in Eukaryota, Fungi, Ascomycota, Sordariomycetes, Diaporthales, Diaporthaceae. The record is from RefSeq and is a predicted model, not a curated record. The coding region runs from base 1 to 210 and encodes 69 amino acids.
AUGGAGCUGAUAACACGCUGCGCUGGGUACCCUGCCAUCUCGAGAGAACUCUUUGUGGGCGAGGUCGACCAAAUGCUCGAUCGUCAGAUUGGCGCAGUUCACACAUUGCGUAUUGAACUGUCAUUGCAAACAAGAUGGAGCGAGAUGUUGGUGUUGAAGCGGAUGCUCAGCUCGAAGCAGGUGCUCACAUCGGCAUUCUGGAUUCAUUGA